AUGGGUGUUUCUAGUGGUAGCAGAAAGCUCAGAGAAGCUGCACGGAUAAUAUUAGUGGGCGCCCCUGGCGUUGGCAAAGGCACACAAAGUGAGCGGCUCAUGCGCCGGUACCCCCAAUUGGCUUCCAUCAGUACCGGGGAUUUGUUGCGAGAUAAUGUCAGGGACAAAACUCUUCUUGGGUUACAGGCAGAGUCUUUAAUAAAAUCUGGAUCACUUGUCCCAGAUCCGCUCAUCCUCGACUUGAUCUUGAGGGAGCUAACCUCGAGAAAUUGGUUAUCUACUUCUAGGCUCAACACAAACAUAGUAUCAGCUAUCUCACAGCGAAGUCGGUCUUCUUCUUGUGCAGUCGAGCCAUCACAAGACCCUGAGUCCUCAUUCAUCCUUGAUGGCUUUCCUCGGACAGCGACGCAGGCCGAUUCUCUUUCGCGACUCCUACCCAUGAACCUUGUCCUGCAUCUUGUUACACCAGCCGAAAUCAUACUCUCACGCAUGGCAACGCGGUGGGUUCAUGCCUCGUCUGGUCGAGUGUACAAUAUUGGAUUCAACGACCCCAAGGUUGCUGGUAUAGACGACAUCACAGGGGAGAAACUGGUGCAGCGAGAGGAUGAUACCGAAGAAACGUGGAGAAAGCGGUUAGCCAAGUUUGAGGAAACUAGCAGCGGCUUGUUGAACUUUUACAAAGAGAAACAGCCUGCAACAGUGGUUGUGGUAAGAGGGAACAGUAGUGAUGAGAUUUCACCGCAAAUAUUUGAAGAGGUAGAGCGCCGAUUUGCUUGA
Messenger RNA from Endocarpon pusillum Z07020, 777 nucleotides. RefSeq lists its product as uncharacterized. The record is from RefSeq and is a predicted model, not a curated record. The transcript has 2 exons. Gene Ontology annotation, cellular component: cytoplasm; mitochondrion. Lineage: Eukaryota; Fungi; Ascomycota; Eurotiomycetes; Verrucariales; Verrucariaceae. The coding region runs from base 1 to 777 and encodes 258 amino acids. Gene Ontology annotation, biological process: nucleobase-containing compound metabolic process. Gene Ontology annotation, molecular function: AMP kinase activity; ATP binding.